Leucoraja erinaceus (little skate) is the source of this 3503-nucleotide messenger RNA. It is a transcript of the gene sdccag8, whose product is annotated as SHH signaling and ciliogenesis regulator sdccag8. Lineage: Eukaryota; Metazoa; Chordata; Chondrichthyes; Rajiformes; Rajidae. The coding region runs from base 141 to 1949 and encodes 602 amino acids. Gene Ontology annotation, cellular component: centriole; centrosome. Gene Ontology annotation, biological process: centrosome cycle; establishment of cell polarity; neuron migration. The record is from RefSeq and is a predicted model, not a curated record. The transcript is spliced from 15 exons.
AAUUUGAAUCGGUGCUGAUUGGUCCAGGGGCGGUGUCCUGUCAGCAGCGCUGGAGUUCAACCAAAAAUCCGAGCAUUUACAAUUUAACGAUUCUUUGUUGGAAAGGUAUUUUCAGCCUUCCGUUAUUCUUGCAGUCCACAAUGAACCCUUCCUGCGAUUCUGAUAUCGACGAGGAUUUAGAUACGUAUCUGAAAGGUUUAAGAGAAAGGGCUAACAAGAGCAUACAGAAACUGAAAUGUACUCUGGAAGGAAAACUUCAGGUGGAUUCCUCUGAACUAUCUCCAGUGGUUGGACCUGACACCAUCCAAGGAAACUGUAGGAAUCUCUCAGAGACGGCCGAUAGUCACUGUGAAAUGGCAUGGCAGGAGUUACAACAUAGUCAUGCAGUGAACGAGCUCAGAACCUUGUUGCGGGAACAAGAAAUUAUAGAAGGGACAGGUUCACCAUCUACAACCGGGACAUGCCGUAUGAGACAAGGAAAAGAUUCUGAUCACUCACCAUCUGUUCAAGAUCUGGUACCUAUUCUUAAUGAACAAUCAGAAUACAUUCAACAUUUGGAGGCAGAAGUCAAGCUUUUCAAGGAGGAAUUUACACGAGUGAAACAGCGGGUGCAGGUUGUUGUGGUUGAAAAUGAAAAACUUCAGGAAGAGUUAAAAUCGAGAGCAACUCAUGAUGCUUUGGAUGAACCAUCCGUAUGCUCUUUCUCACAACAUUCAAAAGCUGUCUCCCCAGUUGAUCAAAAAUCCACCAGAACACACAAGGUGCAGGAGACCUCUUCGCCAGCAAAGCAGCAGAAAUGGCCAUCAUGCACACUGCCACGACGAGAGUGCAGUACUAUUAAAGAAGAAAUCAAAAAUUGGCAGCUUGAAGUAGAAAACCUAGAGACUCUUUACCAAGGGAAGACAGCAACUCUGGAGCUUCAAAUUUCAUUACUAAGAAAAGACCUAUCGGAAUCGCAAAAGCAAUGUCAUGAGUUCAUUGAACGAUUAAAACAUCAAGACGCAUUACUCGCGGUGAACUGUACAGAUCGUGUCGGUGGCCUUUGUUUGAAAUGUGCCCAGCAUGAGGCAGUUAUGGCCCGGACUCAUAGUGAUGUACAUAUGCAAUCUAUAGAGUGCUUAAGAAAUGAAAAAGAUGAACUGAUGUGUAUGCUGUCAAAUAUGAGAAGCAACCUAACUGAAAUGCAGGCCAGGGAAAAUUCUGCAUAUCAGCAGGUGAAACAUACUACGGAGAUAGCAGAAGAAGCUAAUUUGGAGAAGAUACAGGUUGUGGUCCACUGUGAGCAGCUGAAGAGUGAGUUGAUGCGCCAGAAAGAGGGGCUAGAAAGGGAACUAGCUUGUCAGCAAGAAAAAAUUGCAAAUGCCAAGAAAACUGUACAGGAAGAAAUGAGGAAAGAGAGGGAAGAGCUGACAUCAAAGGUGAGCUGUUUGUCGGAGAAUGUCGCAUGUCUUGAAGGUCAGUUGCAGAGGCUGGUGAGGGAGAAGGAUUCGGUAUGUAGCCAACUGGAAGCAACUCAGAAGCAACUAAAAUAUACCGAGAUGGAGACUAAUAAGGAAUCUGGUGAAUUGCGUUAUCAGCUGAAUCAGGCCAAAAUUAAGAAAGAAGAGACCGAGAAGGAAUUGAGAGUGCAACGAGCAAAAAUGUCACGGGAAUUGGAACUGCAAGGACAGGAGAAACAGAAACUUGAGCUGGAAAUUAAUGAAACUAAGUGUCAUUUGGAGCACGUCCAGCAGGAUGCAGCAAAAACGAAGGAUGAAUAUCUAAAGCUGAUAGAACUACUGAGCAAAGCCGAGCACCAACUGCACCUCACCAGGAUGGAAAAGGACAGUCUCCUUCGCAGUCACAGUGAUGAUGUCAAAGCCCUGGCCUUUCAAUCUAAACACCGUGAACAAGAGCUAACAGAAAAGAUACAGCAAAUGGAGACCCAGCAUGAUAAAACUGCUGAUUGACCUAUCGAUGACUGCUAUUACAACACCCAGCUUGCACUGCCACCAUGACCCCUUCCAGGCCGGGCUGCCGAUGCCACCCCGGCUUGCACUGUUUCCCUGGCUGUUCCAGGCCGGGCUGCUAACGCCAUGCCUGGCCUGCACCACCACUCGGGCCACUUCCAGGCCGAGAAGUUGAUGCCAGACCACACAGCCUCCCCGGCCGCUACCAGGCGGACCUAUUGCUGCCCACACCGGCCCACACAGCUUCCUUGGCCACUUCUAAGCUGCCGCCACCGUCGACCGUUACUUACACUCCGUCGAUCCUCGUCUCCUCCCCAGAUUCCAGCAGGCCCGAGCCAUCAACUCACCUGGAUUCCAGGCCCAGUUCCAGACCGAGAGUCUGAAGAAACGUCACCUAUCCAUGUUCUCCAGAGAUGCUGUCUGACCUGAUGAGUAAAGGGCUCUCCCACUUGGGCGUCAUUUGCGCGUCAUUUACGUGACAGGACGUGCGACUGUCCCGCGAAAAUUGUCUAGUAGUACGACAGUCGCACGCCAAGUGCUCUUGAGGGCCCUGCUUCUUUUCCCUGCUCCAUUUGUAAUGUCGUUUGUACUUAGUCCGAUCUCCGUGGCAAGGAUUUUCCCAGUGAAAAAUUUUCAAAACUACGCACGCUUUAUACCCAGGUGGGCACGUGGUGCGGCGCUCAGAAGAUGCGCAAAUGGCGCGCCGAUGGCGCACGGGCGGCGCAUAGUUACGGACGUUGACGCACUGUGAAGCAUAAUAAGUUAGCAUAGGCAAUGUUCGUGCGUCACCGUGCGUAACCAUGCGUCACCAUGCGCUACACGUAUGCUGUCGGUACGUCAGCGUAUGCCAUCAGUACGUCAGCGUGCGCAAGGGAUACGUCACGCAGGUGGCACGCGAGGAGUUUGAACACUCCAAAAUCCUGGGGCGCCGCUCGUCACCGCACGUCACUGCAUACGCCACCAUCCUCACCACGCGCCAUGAGCGCGUCACGACGCACCAACCAAUUUUUAGGAUGUCGCGUAACUGACGCCCAAGUGGGACAGGCCCUUUACUCCAGCAUUUUGUGUUUUUUGAGUAUUAACCAACAACUGGAGUUGUUUUUUUCUAUUACUAUUAUAAUGAUAAUCCCUUGUUCAAUUCUAGCAGACAAUCGGCAAUAAUGGACACCAUUCCUCCCCCUAUGGCCCAUUAUAAUGAAGGUUUACUGUAUUAUCUAUCUCAGUUCCCAUGUGGUUUUUUUGACGGUAUGAUGUCUGUAAUAUGGUGAAUGGCAGUAAAGGAUGUCAGGAAAUGUAGGAACGUGAAACUCCAAAAGAAAAAAGGAGAAUAUCAUUAUAGAAAUUUAUGGUUAGAAAAAUAACAGAGCCCUAGAAACAGUGAAGAAUACUGGGAAAAGAGGUGUGUGCAGAGGAAAGCUCCUGAAUAUUUUAUAAGGAAUCAAUUUUGUAUUUUCUUUAUUAAAAUAUUUACUAUUAGUUUUCGCAUUGCAUAUUUUUGCAUAUUUUCUAACGUGACAUUUUCAUAAUUAUAAUAUUCAAGGUGAAUGUGUGAAG